CGUCUCUACGAUAACCUGGGCAAUAUACGCCAAUGGUGGGAUAAUGUGACCAUUGCGAAGUUCGAGAAGAAGGCGGAGUGCAUCGAGAAGCAGUAUUCGGAUUACAUGCUGGAGCAGAUCGCGAUGAAAAUCAACGGCAGAAGCACGAAGGGAGAGAACAUCGCAGACAAUGGCGGACUUAAACAGGCCUAUAAGUGA
This is a messenger RNA of Cooperia oncophora, 198 nucleotides long. NCBI's taxonomy places the organism in Eukaryota, Metazoa, Nematoda, Chromadorea, Rhabditida, Trichostrongylidae. The record is from the annotation of a GenBank genome assembly.